Molecule: messenger RNA, 1047 nt
Organism: Cyprinus carpio (common carp)
Lineage: Eukaryota; Metazoa; Chordata; Actinopteri; Cypriniformes; Cyprinidae
Product: adhesion G protein-coupled receptor E3-like
Exons: 6
Coding region: 53-901 (282 amino acids)
Biological process (GO): cell surface receptor signaling pathway; adenylate cyclase-activating G protein-coupled receptor signaling pathway
Cellular component (GO): membrane
Molecular function (GO): G protein-coupled receptor activity
Source: RefSeq, a predicted model, not a curated record
UUACAUCCCUAAUUUAUAGUAAAUACCGAACAACAGCACAGAUUUGGCACUCAUGAACUCUGACAUGUUUUCUCAGAGCAACUUACUGCUGGAACUGUUGAAUUCGGUGUGUGUGAUCGUGGGGCUGGUGUUCUUCAGUUUGGCCCUGUUGACCUUUGCCCUUUGUCAGUGGAGUCCUGGAGUGAAUAAUGUGGCUCGAAUCAACAUCUGCAUCAGUCUUCUGCAGGCUCACCUUCUGUUCCUGCUCAGAGGGAAGUUUCUGAGCCUCAUACGUCGUCAGCAGGUGUUGUGUGCCGUGAUCGCAGGCCUUCUGCACUUCCUCUUUCUCUCCGCCUUUGUGUGGAUGUUCAUUGAAGGUGUGCUGCUCUUCAUCUGUGUGAAGAACCUAUCACAGAUCAGCUCCAAAAAGAGGGAGGUGCUUAACAGUGGAUUCCCUGGUGUGAUUGGAUAUGUGGUUGCUCUGGUUGUGGUGUGUGUGUCUGUCGGUCUGGUUCCUGAAGGAUACGGCAGUGAACAUUGCUGGAUUAAACAUGAUAAAGGUUUUAUCUGGAGUUUUCUGGGUCCUGUGUGUGUCAUACUAGCAUUAAACAUGAUUCUCUUCAUCAAGAUUGUUAUCACUCUGAACUCAACUCUCAAAAAACUGAAUGCUGAGGUUUCACAGAUGAAACAAUCCAAGGUUUUGGUGUUUAAAACACUGGCUCAGUGUGUGGUUCUUGGUUGCUCCUGGAUUCUGGGUUUCUUCACUAAUGGCAGUAUGGUGCUGGAGAUCCUCUUCCUGAUCUUGAACUCCCAGCAGGGAACCUUCAUCUUCCUGAUCUACUGUGUUCUCAAUAAUGAGGUCAGGCAGCAGUACAGGAAGUUCUUCAGAUGUCUUUGCUGUGGACGCAAAAAAACGCUCUGAGGACUACAGCAUCAUGUUCAGGAAAUAAAAGUACUGCCUGAAGUGCCAUUAAUAUGCAGGUGAUGCAAUUCUUAUAGUAAAAUCAAUGUUUUAGAUGUUAACUGUAGUUUCAGCUCCUUUCUGUAAAGACUUUUGAUAUUACAGUU